Messenger RNA from Polistes canadensis, 2712 nucleotides. RefSeq lists its product as uncharacterized. Gene Ontology annotation, molecular function: aspartic-type endopeptidase activity; nucleic acid binding; zinc ion binding. The coding region runs from base 1 to 2712 and encodes 903 amino acids. The transcript is spliced from 4 exons. The record is from RefSeq and is a predicted model, not a curated record. Lineage: Eukaryota; Metazoa; Arthropoda; Insecta; Hymenoptera; Vespidae. Gene Ontology annotation, biological process: proteolysis; DNA integration.
AUGGCGACAGCGACUAACAGCAUGUACACGUUUGAAAAUGAGAGCAAAGGGGACCCAGAGGUAUUCGUGAGGAAUAUAAGAGGGUUGGCUCUCAUCAACGGAUGGGAUGAGACAAAGAUGAUGUAUGUCUUUUGGAUGGCCCUGAGGGGAGAGGCAGAAAAUUGGGUCAACUCGCGGGGGGAAUUGGGAUCAUUAGAAGAACUUAUUAGGGAGUUCUUGGACAGGUUUGUGGGAAAGACAUUGGUCCUUCUAAUAAUUAAAGAGCUGGCAAAAAUGAAAUAUGACCCUAGGGAGUCUAUUCUAGCUUUUUUAGACAAAAUGGCUGGAAUGUCGAGGCGAGUGAAUUUGUCUAAGGACGUACUAGUGGCUCUUUGUUUAAAUGCAUUACCAGAUGAGAUGGGAAAAAUGAUACUCUUGAAUGCACAAGGAACGUUGAUCUGGACUAAUAUUUAUCAGGCAUGUUCGAAUAUUAGAAACUGCAAGACACAGGGACAAACGGACGUCAUGACAGUUGGGGUGAAACCACAAUAUAAGAAAAAGGACUGGAGGAACGAGAUCUGUUAUACAUGCGGACAGAAGGGUCACAUAGCUAAGAACUGUGAACAAGGCUACCUUGCAAAGCAGAGGAGAAAGGCUUCCAUCAAUGAAAUAGCUAUAAAGGAAUCUAACGGAGAAGGUUCAAAUAAAGAGAGUUCAACGUAUUUAUUUGUUAAUUAUAUAAGUUCAUGUGUCGAAUUAGAAGUAAAAAUAAAUGGUAGGGAGGUGAGAGCAUUGGUUGAUUCUGGCUCCCAGGUGAACAUUAUUAACUCGCGUUUGGUUAAAGGUCUGGAGUGUGAACGAACGGAUAUAUCCCUGCGGACAGCGGAUGGGUCGGAUCUUGACACGCUGAGUUGUAUCACCGUUGAAAUAUGUAUGGAUGACAGGAGAAUUAAAGUUAAAUUCUAUGUGAGUAGGAAGGUGAACGUGGAUUGCAUUUUAGGGAUACCGUUUUUAAAAGAUAAUAAAAUAACGAUGGAGUUCGGAGAAAAGUGUGCGGUUAGCUUCCCAAAAGAAGAGCAGACGGGACUUGGGGUGCACAGGAUAAGGACCACUUUGGAGAUGCCCAUUUGUACUCCGCUUUAUAAACUAGGGCUUCAAGGAGAAGGGGCAGCUUCAGGAAUUGUGCAGGGAUAUUUAAAAGACGGCAUUAUUAGAUAUAGUAAUAGCCCGUGGAGAAGUCCAGUGGUUAUGGUCCCGAAAAAAGAUGGGAGUUUCAGACUCUGUGUAGACUACAGGAGACUAAAUGACAUAACAAUAAGAGAUGCGUAUCCCAUGCCUAGGACGGAUGAGUUCUUCGACGCACUCAAAGGAGCUAAAAUUUUCUCGAAGCUGGAUGCAAAGUCAGGAUAUCAUCAAAUUGACAUGCACCCAGAAGACAUAGAGAAAACCGCUUUCGGAUGCAAGGAGGGAUUAUUCGAGUUUGUCAAGAUGCCUUUUGGUUUGGUUAAUGGUCCUGCCACAUUCCAGAGAGUUUUACGGGAUUUCAUUAACAAGUUCGUAGUGGUAUACAUGGAUGAUAUCUUGAUUUUUAGCAAGACACAAGAGGAACAUGAGGUUCACGUAAGGACAGUCCUGAACCGUUUAAAGGAUAGAGGGAAGCACUUUGAAUCAAUAAAGAACAAACUAGCAGACAAUGUGCGGUUAACAAUUCCCAAUCCAAAGGAAAGGUUCAUAUUAACAACGGACGCAUCAAAUACUGGGGUUGGGGCAAUCUUAGCACAAGUACACGAAGGGAAAGAAAGAGUCAUAGCGUUCUAUUCGGCACUCCACAGUGGUGCAGAGUCGAGAUACUCCACCACGGAGCAAGAACUGCUAGCGGUAAUUAAGGCGAUACAACAUUUUGGAGGAUAUCUGCUGCUAGGAGAAUUCACGCUGCGGACAGAUCAUUCAGCACUGAAAUUCCUGUUUACAUCGAGGAACAUUAAAGCAAGGCUUGCAAGAGGGGCGACAAAUGGAAGUGAUCAUCUCAGUAGGGAAUUUAAUUGCAUUAAUAUAAAUGUUCGUAACCGGAAAAGCGUAACACCGGAAAAGGGGCAGAAUCUGAUCGUCUUUUAUCAUGAUCUGUUGGGUCACGGUUCAAUUCAGAACGUGAAGUAUCACGUAUUGAGUAAAUACGUCUGGGCAGGUGCCGGUAAAGACAUCGAGGAAUAUGUUAAGAAGUGCGUGAUUUGUCAGCGGGCCGAUGGCCCAAGAAGACAAUAUGAUUGCUCCCCACUGAUGGUCACUGAGAAGAACGACUUAUGGGAAGUCGACAUAGUAGGACCUUUUGAAGAAAAUGAAGAAGGGUAUAAGUACAUUUUGACGAUGGUAGAUCAUCGUACAAAGUGGGCAGAAGUAGUUCCAUUGCGCUAUAAAUCAAUGAGCGAGGUCAGAGACGGAAUAGAGAAACAGUUAAUCGGUAAACAUGGCAGACCAAGGGAGAUCUUGUCGGAUAACGGAAAGGAGUUCGAUAACAGAGAAGUCAAGGAAAUGUGUAAGGAAUAUGACAUCAGCUGGAAGCAUAGUUCACCCUAUAAUCCGACAACCACGGGCUUAGUUGAACGUUUCAAUAAAACGCUAGUUGGGAAAUUGCGGAAGAUAACUGAAUAUGGGAAGUUUGAUUGGGGAAGCAACGUAAUUAAAAUAAAAAUACUUACGGAUUACGGAGAUCAUGGAUGGACAGCAAGUCAAUAA